Seminavis robusta is the source of this 276-nucleotide messenger RNA. The record is from the annotation of a GenBank genome assembly. Lineage: Eukaryota; Bacillariophyta; Bacillariophyceae; Naviculales; Naviculaceae.
AUGACAGGCAGCCCCGUACAGCAACAGCAACCACAACAAGCACAAGCAGAGGCACAGCAACACCAAGAUGAGCCGUCCAUGGUCCUGAGAUAUACAGCAGAAGCUCCUCCGACUUCAGGUACUCUGCGGCAUAUCACCCAAGAGACCGACCUCCGGCAGCUGCAUCAAAGCCAUGAUGAGUACAAGAAAUGGGAGUGGAAACAGUUCAAACGCAAUACGGAGAACCUCAUCAAAUCUUGCAAUGAUCCAACAAAGAAGACAAACACCCCAAAAUGA